This is a messenger RNA of Leptopilina heterotoma, 3276 nucleotides long. It is a transcript of the gene mnd, whose product is annotated as large neutral amino acids transporter small subunit 2. The record is from RefSeq and is a predicted model, not a curated record. Gene Ontology annotation, cellular component: membrane. Gene Ontology annotation, biological process: amino acid transmembrane transport. Bases 840 to 2303 code for a protein of 487 amino acids. The transcript is spliced from 9 exons. Lineage: Eukaryota; Metazoa; Arthropoda; Insecta; Hymenoptera; Figitidae. Gene Ontology annotation, molecular function: L-amino acid transmembrane transporter activity.
UUGAAAAAUGAGGAAAAGAAACAAAAAUCGUGUUUAAUUGAAGUUUGUGUGAAAAAAAUUUUUGAACAAAGUUAUCUGAGUGACAAAAGUGAGUGAAAGUUUUCUUUUUGGAAUUGCCUGAUGGGAAUUUUUAAUAUGCCACGCGCAGGAAAUCGUGAAAUUAUGCGUAAAAUCCAUAUUGAAGCUGCGCAAUGAACUUUAGCAAACUGGAAAAGCCGGUGGAUGCCUCGUGGCGUCUAAGUAACAUUAUGCCGAAUAAAAUGAGACGCUUUAUAUACUCGUCAUCAAAUUGUUGUGCACUGACAAUAAAUGCAACUUAAAAUUCAAAAUAACAAAAAAACAAUCCUCCUCUUCCAUUUUUCGAAUCAUUGACAAAAAUUAACUAUAGAAAAAAAAAAAAAAUAUUGUAAUCCUUUUUAAAAGAAAAUUUCCAACCUAACUUUGCAAAUUCCCUUCUCGAAAAAUUUCGCCUCUAUUUCAUCAUCCAUUUCUCUUCUAUUUCUCUUUCUCUCUUUACCAUCCCUCUUUUUCAGUUUCUCUCUUCUCCCCCUUUUUUCUUUUCUCUAUAAAUUCCCCUACCCAAAAAAUUUCUUCACUUCCAUUAUAUACUCCACGUGUCUCCCAAGGAGCAUUUCACAUUCGUCUCACAUACUCGAGACAUUAAAAAUGUUUCGUGCCUUAUGAAGAGAAAAAAAAACGUGCGUCAAUUCAUUUGCGGAGCAAUCAUUUCUUUAUCUAUUUAAUGAAAAGAAAAAAAGAAAAUUUGUGUGAUAAAAAUUAAUACGUGCCUGUGAAAAAAUUGUGUCUGUGAUUUUUUUCCUUUUUUUUUUUUUGUGAAAAUGCCGAAAAAAGUUGCUCCAAUAAAAGAGCCGGAACCACGAAGGGGUUCGGGACAAUGCGAUGAAGGUAUUAAACUUCAAAAAGAAAUUGGACUUUUGGACGGUGUGGCAAUUAUUGUUGGAAUUAUCGUUGGCUCCGGUAUUUUUGUCUCUCCAAAAGGUGUACUCAUUAAUAGUGAGAGUGUCGGUUUGGCGCUCAUUGUAUGGAUUUCUUCAGGUGUAUUGUCCCUUGUUGGGGCCCUAUGUUACGCCGAACUUGGUACAAUGAUCCCAAAAUCAGGUGGCGAUUAUGCAUAUAUUAACGAUGCAUUUGGACCAUUACCUGCAUUUUUAUAUGUUUGGGUGGCUCUAUUUAUUUUGGUACCAACCGGAAAUGCAAUAACGGCCUUAACAUUUGCUCAAUACAUUUUACAACCACUUUGGCCAGGAUGUGAUCCUCCACGAGAUGCAAUUAGACUAUUGGCUGCCGUUGUCACAUGUUUCUUGACAGCGGUGAAUUGUUACAACGUAAAAUGGGCAACACGAGUGCAAAGUAUAUUUACAGGAACAAAAAUAUUUGCCCUGAUUAUUAUAAUGGUCGCUGGAUUUUGGUGGCUCUGCUUGGGGCACACAGAAAAUUUUCGCAGUCCAAUGUCAGAUUCAAAUACAAAUCCAGCAUCAAUUGCUCUCGCUAUGUACAGCGGUCUUUUUUCAUAUUCCGGUUGGAAUUAUCUUAAUUACGUCACCGAAGAGCUAAAGGAUCCAUACAGGAAUUUACCGAGGGCAAUUUGCAUAUCAUUGCCAUUAGUGACAGUAAUUUACGUUUUCGCGAAUGUAGCGUAUUUUGUUGUUUUAACACAGGAGGAAAUCCUCUCAUCGAAUGCUGUUGGUGUUACAUUUGGUGAUAAACUUCUGGGACCAAUGGCAUGGCUAAUGCCAUUUUUUGUAGCUUGCUCAACUUUUGGAGCUUUGAACGGUGCAAUUUUUGCAUCAUCGCGGCUUUUUUUCGUUGGUGCUCGCAAUGGACAUUUACCAACUGCCAUUUCGCUCAUCAAUGUCAAAAAUUUGACACCAAUGCCUUCUCUUAUUUUCAUUUGCAUCAUAACAUUGGCCCUUUUAUUAAUAAAUGACGUUUAUGCAUUAAUCAAUUACGUGAGUUUCGUUGAAUCAUUAUUCAUUGCGAUGUCAGUAAGCGGCCUUUUGUGGUUGAGGUAUAAAAAGCCGGAUCUCCAUCGACCUAUUAAAGUUUCCAUUAUUUUGCCAAUAUUAUUUUUCGUUAUUUGCGUAUUUUUAGUAAUACUUCCAUGUUUCACUAGACCAUGGGAAGUUAGUUGUGGAUUAAUAUUUAUUACCUUAGGAAUUCCUAUUUACAUUAUUUUUAUUUAUUGGGAGAAGAAGCCAAAAUGGAUAAAAAAUGCAUCGCAUAAUUUUAAUUUAUUCUGCGCAAAAUUAUUCAUGUGUGUUCAAGAAGGAAAAAUAGACUGAGGUUUGAAGUAUAAGUUAAAAGAAAAAAAAAAUAGCUCAGUCAAUAUCAGACAUUUUUUCAGUUUUAGCGAUUGUAAAUACUUUCUUCCAAUCCGAUUUCUUUUUUUUUUUUUAGUUAUUCACAAUUUUACAUAGGUAAAUGUUUACAAUUAAUUUAUUUAAUUUAAAAAUACGAAACGGCAAUAGGAGAUUUAUUUUAAUUACUAAGUUUAUUAUUGAACGCGAAAGAAUAAUUUAUUCAAUUUAUUCAAUUCAAUCAAUGUGCCAAUUAAGUCAAAUUUGUACAGAAAUUUUAGAAUUUAAGUCUUCAAUUAUUUUUUAGUGAGGCUAAUAUUAUAGUCAAUCUAUAGAAAUUUUUUAUAAACAAGGUCCUAUACACCACUAAAAAAAUUUUUCGGCCAUAUUUGAAAAUUCAAAUUGUCAAUUGAAUAACCAAGAAAGAUUGUAAGUUUUUAGCUCGAGACUUUUUUUGUAAAUAGUAGACGAUUAUUAAUCAAGAGUACUUUUAUAAAAAUAUUUUCAGAGAUUUGACAAUAUUUACAAAAGUGCUCGAUUUAAAAAAAAUCCUAUAUUUAACAUAAUGAAUUAUUUCUGAAAAAAAACAUUAUAUUGCAUUUAUUAAGAAAUUUGAAUUUUCAGAAAUAAUUCAUCGAGAAUCAUGUGUGCCAGAUAGUGUAUAAGAUUAAAAUCUUUGCAUAAUAAAAACGAAUUCGUAAAUAAAAAUUAUAGAAGAGUGAAAAAAUUGUUAAAUCAGUAUUUUUAGUAUAAUAAUAUAACUUAAAGGGGACAAUAAAUCAAAACCUUUUCGUUCAACAUUUUCAUGUGUAUAUGAAUGGUGCGAAUAUUUUGUAAAAUAGACAUUUAUAUAAUGUAAAUAUUUUUCAAACAAAAUCACCAAAAAUGCAUUCCAAUUGUUAGGUACGACGACAAAAAUUUAAAAACGCACAAAUAUAAUCUAUGGCUAUAAAAAAGA